UAGGGAGAGUUAGUAUGUGGUAUUGAUAAAAACAACACACUACAGUCUGGAAACCUCAUGUUAGGCCCUUCUGGAGAAAAGAUGAACAUGUUAUCAACACAGGAAAGCCAUUUCAAAUAUAAGUAAACACAUUCACUCAAUGUUUUCCCAGAAACAGUUAAAUACCAAACAGAUUUGUUUUUGUUGCAUUACUCAAUCAUCCACAUGUGUUUGUCUUUAGUGCCUGUAGAGAUUGGGUCUGUUGUGCAUUCCUUGCAUGCUCAGAUUCAGCAGAGCUCCGAGAGGGGGAUGGAAGGAAGAGGAGGGAGGAGUUAGUCUCAUAUAUAUGCGCGUAUAUGUCCGGCUGUGAGAGAACUCCCACAUUUUCCACCAGAAGCGAGAGGAGGUGAGAAGUGGACAGGGAGCAUUGCCUGCCCACACAUGAUGUGGCUGACUCUUCUUUACAGUUGCAGCGGUGGAGCAGCUCUUCUGUAUGCUCUGUACAGAUGGCUCAUUCCUGCAGCUGUGCAGUAUCAUGGAGGACUGGCACUCAUCUGGCAUGAUGUCAUUGUGGAGCGGAUGCUGGACACACUGACCCAGUCAACACGUCCCCAGCGGCUUCUGAAUGCAGUACAGAAGAAUGCCACCAGAGGGGACCCUCGCAGCGUUGUAAAAGCCAUCGACCAGUUCUGCAGACAGAAGGAGUGGGCCAUGAACGUGGGAGAUGAGAAAGGCUGCAUUCUUGACUCAGUGGUGUCCGAGGUAAAUCCGGGUGCUGUGCUGGAGUUAGGAACCUACUGUGGCUAUUCCACUGUGCGGAUCGCCAGCCUACUUCCCCCUAAUGCAAAGCUCAUCACCCUUGAAUUUAACCCAGACUUUGCUGCAAUUGCUCGUCAAGUCAUUGCUUGGGCGGGAUUAGAGGAAAAGGUCCAGUUAGUUGUUGGAGCAUCUGGUGACUGGAUCCCAAAAAUGAAGGAGCACUUUGGUUUGAACACAUUUGAUUUGGUUUUCCUGGAUCACUGGAAGGAUCGCUACCUUCCUGACACAAAACUGAUGGAGGAGUGCGGUCUCCUCAGGAAAGGAAGCAUCCUGCUGGCCGACAAUGUCAUCUGCCCGGGAGCUCCAGACUACCUGGAAUAUGUUCGCAGCAGUCCACAAUAUGAAAGCCAGUACUUCAAAUCUCACCUGGAGUAUACCAAAGUGGAGGAUGGCUUAGAGAAGUCUGUCUUCUUAGGGUAGUCACUGACAAAAAUCACAUGUUUUACACAGCAAUUAAUAAACCAGUAAUCUCUGAAGUCUCUGUUUUACUGAAUAUACUUUAACUGAGUCAAAACUGUUUUUCUAAUAGUAUGGGUUUACUUGAAAUAAAAAAUGUAAUGUGAAGGGGAAACAA
Molecule: messenger RNA, 1372 nt
Organism: Labrus mixtus (cuckoo wrasse)
Lineage: Eukaryota; Metazoa; Chordata; Actinopteri; Labriformes; Labridae
Gene: comtb
Product: catechol-O-methyltransferase b
Exons: 6
Coding region: 421-1218 (265 amino acids)
Biological process (GO): catecholamine catabolic process; developmental process; dopamine metabolic process
Molecular function (GO): magnesium ion binding; catechol O-methyltransferase activity
Source: RefSeq, a predicted model, not a curated record